This is a messenger RNA of Ceratina calcarata, 3510 nucleotides long. Its product is annotated as protein CDV3 homolog. The transcript has 4 exons. Lineage: Eukaryota; Metazoa; Arthropoda; Insecta; Hymenoptera; Apidae. The record is from RefSeq and is a predicted model, not a curated record. Bases 467 to 1195 code for a protein of 242 amino acids. Gene Ontology annotation, cellular component: cytoplasm.
CAAAAAUUGUGGAUCAAUUAACCUCUGCACGAGUCACGUUUUUAGCACGUGUUACCCCUACCCACGAUUUCUUGAGCUUGAGUCACGAUCUGUUAGGUAGCCCUUGGAUUUUUUGUGUCGGUCUUCUGCUAGACAGCCAGCGCCACAUAUUCGUUGUUGAGGACAAGAUAUCUCAAUGUUUCGUAAAAUUAAAGCGAUAUACACCGAUAAGAAACCCGUGUUAUCGCGCGGCGCGUUUAAUUCACGUAUUUUCGUAUGCGUAAAUCAGUCUCUGCGAAAGUCGUGCCCGUAUUUAGGAACUCCAUUGACUUCGAAGUGACUAGCUGACUUCCGGCUAAGACAAGCCCAUGUGGACAGCAGCAGCGGUGCCUCCGAUCAUUCCGUGUAAAGGCUGUCCCUCGUGCUCCCUUAAAGAAAAAGCCUUCUCGACGGAUAAUCGCGUGUGCAUCGCGGAAGUGAUUACAGUAUGGCCGAUUUGGACGAUUUCUUCGCGAAAAAGGAUCGCAAGAAAGCAAAAGGGAAAAAAUUCACGACCACGGAGGAAAUAGCGAAAAAAUUGGAAGAAACGGGUAAACGGUUGGUGAAGAAAUCGAAAGAUAAACCAUUGAACCCGGAAGGCGAGGAGACUCUACAGACCGAGGACGAAGAUGAAUGGAGAGAGUUUGAAGAAGAGAAGAAGGACUACACUGGGCUGAAAAUUGGAAACCUGACAGUCAAUGAAUCCGUAGACGCUGAGUCUGACGAUGAGAAAGGCACAGGUGACAACAGUUCUGAUGGAGAGUCAGGAGAAGGUGGUACCAAGCACUCUGGUCCAUGGAAGAAACCUGAACUUGCUCCACAGCCAGAAGUGAUAGAAACAGCUCCACCACCGCUACCACCUGUUACUUCAUCAGGAAGUAGUUAUAAACCACCACAUUUACGAGUUCAGCCAUCAGCUCCUAGUCCCAGACCACGAGCAAAGAACAUAGCACCAGAUAUACACAGUGAAGAAUACUUCCCAACUUUAAAUACUAAACAGCAACAGAGCAACGAGCCAGUCGGGCCAUGGGGCAGACGGAAACGAGAUGAAGGUACUUUCGAGGAAGUACGUAAUCGAGGCGGAAGUAGAUCGUACAGCGUGCAGGAUGCGCAAGCUCAAGCGCCGAAGCUCUCUUUGGGUAACAAAUACGGUGCCCUGUCGCAAGAUCAGAGCUGAAAUCACCCGUUAAUCGAUCAAACGAUAAACACAAUCAUCAUUAAUUACGUCUCAGCGCCUCUCUCCGUUUCGUGGCCCAGCUGCGCUAUGAAAUAUGUUUUCUAGAGUAUAGAACAUGCGAUAAGAAACGGUGUACGGAUAGGAUGCAUCAUUAGUUCACGUACCAUGCCCCAGUUUUCGAAAAGUUUGAUGAUCGAAACUAAAUGAAGGAAAAUAGAAAGAUCCUGUUUUAUUUGAUAGACGAUCUCAACUGUUAUCGUGUAACCGGAUGUACGAUUUCAUUCGUACGCGAUGCGUACAGAGACGAGAACGUUUAUUUUUUCAUACGAAAAAAAUAUGCUCAAAACCUACAUUUAGCACCAGUUUUGUAUUUAAUUUUUUUAAUCGAUACACAAGAAAACACCGUUUAUUGCGAAAGAGGGAGAAGGUACUGUUGAUUCAGGGCAAACCUGAAAUCGCUCAUAUUUUUGUGCAAAAACAGUGUUACUAUUUCGCGAUGAAAUGCGUGAAAGGUUCUUGCGCUCGUUCUAUUUUUACACGGUGCUGCUGUUUUCAUUUAGCUCCUUACUUUCGCGUUAGUCGAUCGAUCACCGAAUUGUUGAACGGGAAUAUAUUUUAGAAUUAAAACAGUCAUGUGUGACAACCUUAUUUAAUACGAGAGAUAUACUAUACAUAUACAUUACGCGAAAGGAGAAAGUUGAUCACCAUCAGAUUAAUUAUCAAUGAAGCUUUUCGAUGUAAAACCGAUCCUGGUUGAGCCGUGUUUUAUUCCUCGGAUAAUCGUUUCGCUCAACGGCAACGUACGUUAAGGAACACAAAAGUCUAGGUGAAUUAAGAUAGAUAUAAAUACAUGUAUAAAUAUAUAUAAUACAUGGAAAUAAUUGAAUUCCGGGGCUGGGCUUUGGAACGGUGCGAACUCAUCACUAUGCAUGAUAUGAAGGCAUCAAAACAUAAACGAAAAGUGAUAGUUCGGAUAAGUGAAGCCGGUUAAAGGCGAAGAAUAUACAAGAAAUACAGAAAGAACAGACACAUGCGUGAAGCACGAUGCUAAGAAAAAAAUGAGAAACGUAUCAUAUAUUUGUUCACGCGUGUGUCUCCUUUUGUAUUUCUUGUAUAUACUUCGCUUUUAAUCGGCUUCAUUUAUCCGAACUAUUAUUCUUGGUUUAUGUCCUGAUAAGUAUGCUUUUGUUGACGCUUGUUUGAUUAAUUUUAUUGAUUUACGACUGUCACAAGAGAAAAAAAGAAUAGGGGCAGAGAUGCGUUUUAGUUUUUCGUUUUGUUUGUAACAAUUAUUUCUCGUAUUCCACCCUCAUAAAAAUGACAGCGUUAGCAUGAGGUUGGAUGGCACAGGUUGCUAACGCUUAUUUGUGUGAGGGUGGAAUACGAGACGAGAAGUAAUUGCAAGAAACGAAACGAAGAAGAAAACAUGAGCGUACACAUACAUAUACAGACAAACAGAAACGAGGUAGGGAAAGAAACGGAGCCUUGUAUAGUGAACGAUAAGAAAAAUGUGAUUAUUUAUAAUAAAUUUCCUAGGACAACUUAUAAGUACUGCCUUAAGCAUUUUAAUUUUGCGAAUCAUCAACGAUGUGUCGGUGACUUCACGACUCACGCUGGUUCUGGGAAAAGGAGAACAAAAUUUGCGUGCUGAACGAGUGCAAAAUUAGUGCUGCGAUAGACAUAGUCUCUUUGGUUGCGCAGUUGACCGUCACAAUUGUUCUAUCUCGAGAAUCGAAGGCACUUUUUACGGGCAUUUUUACGUAGAAAUACACAAAUUCCAUAUGCGAGAAUCGAAACUUGCUUGUUCGGUUUGGCUAAUCAGUUUGUUCGUUUCGCAAAAUACAAGGUUCAUAACGAUCCAUUUAUGUUCAUACAUUUACAAACUCGAAUUCUGGCGCAUUACGUAAUAUUUGAAAGGUGUUACGAAUUCUUGUAUUAUUAUCUUUUUAAACGUAUACGAACUGAUUGGCCGACCCUGUAUUAUACAAGCAUCAUCAACCCCAGAAAUCGAUUGUAAUCAAUUCUUCGCACAACCGAGAAUACGAACUUUGACCAAUAACGAAGAGGUAAAAGGGGGUUUGAUGUCACUUGUGAUUUGGCAAACGCUAAAAUCUAAUAUUGAAGAAGAAAAAGGUGAAGUCGUACGAAGGGUGACAAAGAGUUCGCCUGUCUUUGUUAGAGAAUAGUUGAAGUAAUUUUAUCACGACUGUUAAACCGGAAGAAGAUGGUAAAAAAUGAAGCGAAAGAGUGCGCGAAAGGAAAAGUGUGGGGUGUAAUGCGAUGAACGAUGAAGUUAAAUAAUAAUGAAUAACGGA